AUGUCUACGAAAGUGGUUGUAUGCUUAUUUUGAAAUUAUGGUGCACUGUAUAUUAAUUAAUAGAUAUAGAUAGUUUGAGAAAGAAAUAAAUUUAAUGGUUUAUUGAGAAAUUCAGAAAAACAUGCUGAAUCUGUCUGAGGAAAUUGGGAAAAAAAAAACAUUUAACAAAGGAUAUCUACUUCGAAGCGUCAAAGGGUAUGAAAAUUACAAUGGCUCAACCAGUAGAUCCUCAGCCAUUAGGACCAAAAAAGACUUUUUUUGUAAUGGUAACCGUCGUAGGCUGUAUUGCUAUUUUAUGGCCAAAAAUAUUUCAUCCAAUGUUGUUUAGUACAACCAUGAAAGCUAAUGUAAUAGAUCAACGAGGAACAGGUUGCUGUGAUGUUGUACUCGACCAAGAUGAGUUCGUGAAUACCUCAGUUUUAAUGCAAAAUUCUUCUGAAAAGCCAUCAUUUAGAAAGCAUUUAAAACUGCUUACUGAAAAUACUAGUAUUCGACAAGAACGUCCUCCGCAUUUAAGGGCUGAUGUAAUUCAUCCAGCGAUGAAAGAACGAGGCCGUGCAUUUCAUCCAUCAUUGCCUACGAUUCCCAUUACAACUGAUCGACCACAUGUUCCACCCAUUAAACCAAAAUUCGUGGAAGGCCGGCCUGGACCGAUACCUGGAAUGCGUCCUCCAAUGGGUGCUGGGUCGCAUCCACAAUCAACAAAAACAUCCUCAAUGGGACUCAUUAUGCCAUUGUAUACAGUAGGAAUAGUGGCAUUUUUUCUUUACACAAUAAUGAAACUAGUUUGUAAAAAGUCACCAACAACUCCUUAUGAGCCAAUCCAGUCCAAUCCAAAGUUCAGAGAAAAGGUUUUUGAAAAUGUUGAACAACAAUUGUUAAAGCGCCCAGAAGAUGGUACAACUAAAUUAGCUUGGAAGGAUCAUGAUGCAAGUACAUAUCAUCCUGAAGAAUAUUUGUACGAAAGUUGUCAGCAUAUACAUCAAUGUUCACCUUUUAUUGCUAAUAUAGAUUCAUCAAAAAUUGUUAAAAAAACGUUUCCCGAAAAACAAAGUGCAAUUUGUGAAAAAAACUCUAGUGAAAAAGUUUAUGACUCUCUACUUUUAAAUGAACACAACGUGUGUUCACAAAAAGACUCGAAAGUAGUAAAAGUUAAAAACAAAAAAAAUGAAACAAAUACUAAAUCUGAAACUGAGUAUGCAUACAACACAAAAGAAAAACAACAAUUAUUGGAGAUUGAUAUGCUACGAAAAAAACUUGCAGAAACUGAAAGUGCAAUGGCAAAUAUUAUUUCAAAAAUGGAUAUGAUUCCUACAAAUCUACAAAAGGACGUACAAUCGGUCACCGAAAUAUUAUAUAGAGGUGGACCGCCAGCCGUAGUGCAGUCACAAAAUCAAGAGAAUAAAGAUAAUGGAACAGCUCAAGUAAAAGUAGUUGGUUUAGAGCUUACUGCCGUUUGCCAAGAUAAUAAAAGGUGGAAUCGUCCUUUGUCACCUAUAAGCCCAUUAUUGUCACAUAGAUAUCACCAUGAAAACUCAAAUGUUGAAGCAGUAACGGAUGAUCCAAAUAUGAUUUUCAUACAAGCCUCUGUGGAGCCUGACGCGCAGAUUUUGGUAGCUGACACAAAUCAAACAUCAGAAGAAUUAUUGGAACAUAACGAAUUAGCAGAUACCGCUGUUAUUUUAAGCGGACGAAUGACUUUGUCUCUAAUUAAUACAAGACUUAUGAGCCCUAAAUCAAAUAAAAAAGAAUUUCCUGAAAUCGAUGAAUACUUAGACAAGAACGAAGAUAUGGAAAUUGAAGCCGGCUCCAUGGAAAUAACGAAGAACUAAGAUUAAUAUAGUUCUAUAAAAUUCUGUUCAGUUUGCGAUUUUUGUUAAGUUAUAUGAAUUAUUUUUUGUUCAACUGAUCUGAUUUUAAUUAUAAAUAACAAAGCUUUAUUGAAAAUGUAGUUUAACACCUUACAAAAAUGGCAAUAUAUAUAAAUUUUCCUUUGUCUCAAUGUCAACCUAAAUAAAAUAUGUUUAUUGUUCAUACACAUCUAAGAAAUUUUGAAAAUGGUAU
This is a messenger RNA of Culicoides brevitarsis, 2064 nucleotides long. RefSeq lists its product as uncharacterized. The record is from RefSeq and is a predicted model, not a curated record. NCBI's taxonomy places the organism in Eukaryota, Metazoa, Arthropoda, Insecta, Diptera, Ceratopogonidae. The coding region runs from base 198 to 1832 and encodes 544 amino acids. Gene Ontology annotation, biological process: synaptic transmission, cholinergic; protein localization to cell surface. Gene Ontology annotation, cellular component: neuronal cell body; neuron projection; intracellular membrane-bounded organelle. The transcript is spliced from 13 exons.